AUGACGUCAUUAGAAAAAAUAAACAACAUAGAUGAAGACUGUUCGGAUUUUGACGAACAAAAACUUUUCGAAACUUUGCAUGAAGACAACAUGCAAAGAGACGAUAAAGUAUUGCACCUAACAGACGAAUUAGAGUCCUCAGACAGCGAUAACGAAGAGAAGAAUAUUAUAAAUAAGCAUCGAGGACAAAAGAGAAGGAGAUUAUUAUUGAAUUCUGAAAGUGAGAGUAAUUUCCCGUUAUUCUCAAGCUGAUAAAACCAUUCACAAUGGUGCGGAAAAAACAGACAAUUUUUUUACGAGUGUUUCACUGGCCACAAAACUACUUGCAAGAAGGACUACUACUGUUGGAACCAUCCGUGGAAAUAAAAGAGAAUUGCCUAAAAUUUCCGCCAAACAGCGGAAAGACAAUAUGACACUGUAUAAAAACAAACCAAAUAAAAAAGUACUUCUACUAAGUUACAUGCAUAACUCAAUAGAAAUGAUUAGAUUUUAUAAUAGUACAAAAUUUAAUGUAGACAUGACGGACCACUUGGCAAGAAAAUACAGCUUAGCGCUAUAGAACUUGGCGCUGCGUAUCAAGAAUCGCGAGAAAAAGAAAAUGUAUCAAAACCGUCACAACAAAUACAAGUUCAGAUUCUCACGUACGAAAAACUUGUCAAGUAAGAUAUUGUAAAGAUUACAAAACUACGAAAAUCUGUUUGAGGUGCAAAAAAUAUGUAUGCGGCAGACGUACAUUUGAGAACAAAAUAAUUUGUAAAAAAUGCAGUGUAUAUAUUAUGUAUAUGAAUGAAAGAAACUAUGUAACUACCGUUCAUUUUUAAUUCUCUUUUCAAAUUUAUAAUUGAAAUUAUAUAAAAACAAAUUUGUAUCACAGAAAAGUUGUUUGUUUAUUUAUUCAUUCGGUAACAAAUUGACUAUUAUCUACGUUUAAUUAUAAAAACAAUAACUUUUUUUUAAGGGGUACCGGGUACAUUUUGACCGAGUACGGUAGGUUUAGUAUUAAUCUCAAUAAUUAA
Molecule: messenger RNA, 1016 nt
Organism: Heterotrigona itama
Lineage: Eukaryota; Metazoa; Arthropoda; Insecta; Hymenoptera; Apidae
Source: the annotation of a GenBank genome assembly